This is a messenger RNA of Diaporthe batatas, 1793 nucleotides long. Its product is annotated as tRNA-specific adenosine deaminase. Lineage: Eukaryota; Fungi; Ascomycota; Sordariomycetes; Diaporthales; Diaporthaceae. Gene Ontology annotation, biological process: tRNA wobble adenosine to inosine editing. The coding region runs from base 172 to 1398 and encodes 408 amino acids. The record is from RefSeq and is a predicted model, not a curated record. The transcript has 2 exons. Gene Ontology annotation, molecular function: RNA binding; tRNA-specific adenosine-37 deaminase activity.
GCGAAAUCCACUGCUGGCCACGAACCUGACUAUAGGGCGAGGCCGGAACUCAGCAUCAUUCAUACUCUCCUCAUUUGAACCACUGUUCAAUCAUAAUUCUGAUACAGCUGGCAAAUUGUAGCUGCUAGCUUCACCCGUGCCCCGGCAUAUACACCUCCGCCGCCGUCUCUGAUGACAACCGAGGCAGAUGAAGUAGCCUCCCUCGUCCUAGAACAAUUCGAAAGGCUUCCUGCGAAGAGGAAGCCGUCCUCCCGUGACAAUGGUACUCGUGAAUGGGUGCCCCUUGCUGGGAUAGUCGCUAGGCAUGGCGAUGGAUCUCUGCAAUGCCUGGCUUUGGCAACCGGCAUGAAAUGCUUACCUGCAUCCAAACUGUCUUCAGCCAAAGGCCGGGUCUUGCAUGACUGGCACGCCGAAGUGCUGGUAAUCCGCGCCUUCAACUACUUCAUCCUGCAGGAGUGCAGGGCCAUCGCCACCGACGGCAAGGACUCACCGUACGUCUGCCGACGAACCAGCACCACAACGGACGAGCCGUCUGAGAACAGGCCCCAGUUUUUCUGGAAGGAGGACGUGACGCUGCACAUGUACUGCUCAGAGGCCCCCUGCGGCGACGCGUCAAUGGAGCUGACCAUGUCGGCCCAACAGGACGCGUCCCCGUGGGAGGCCCCGCUCCCGCCACAUCUGAUGCCAAAAGAAAAGGCCAAGGAAUCGGCUCUCCUCGGCCGCGCGUGCUUCGGCCAGCUGGGCGUCGUGCGCCGGAAGCCGGCCCGGGCGGACGCGCCGCCAUCGCUGUCCAAGUCGUGCUCCGACAAGCUCGCCAUGAGGCAGUGCGUCUCGCUUCUCAGCUCCCCUGCGGCGCUGCUGAUCUCGCCUGCUGGUGUUUAUCUCACAUCGCUGGUGCUACCGGAGAGUCAAUUCUCAGCUGUAGCGUUUGAGAGAUGCUUCUCCACCCGGGGCAGGCUGGCGGCCCUGGGUACGGUGGGGACGGAAUGGGAGGGUGGAUAUGCGUUCCGCCCGUUUGAGGUGCAGACCACCGGGCUGGAAUUUGAACACUCGCGCCGUGGCUCGAGAUGCAGCGAAGGAGUGCGUUAUGUGGCGAGCAAUCUUGCCACGGCUUGGACUCGUAACGGCCUCGAGGAGAACUUGAUCGGUGGCGUGCUUCAGGGGCGGAGGCAAUCAGAUAUGCGAGCUGGCAGUGCGGUCUCGAGGGGGAGAAUGUGGCUGUUGGUGCAGGAGAUUUUGCAACACGCCGAGUCCGCCGUGAUCCUGCCGACGUUUGAGACGUACGAGUCUCAUAAGAAGAGCCCCUGGUUGACCAUGAGAUCCAAGGUGAAAGAAGACGUGCGACGGGAGGCGCUCAAGGGGUGGAUUAGGAACACCGGCGAUGAUGUCUUUGGCUGACCAUCCUGAUACAAUGACUUUGGUUCACGGCGUCUUCAUACUUGAGCUGACAUGCCCCUACUCUGUGGAGCGUCUUGGCCAUAUCAUGCCAGCUCGACUAUGUCUACAGGCCUAGAGGGUCUAUCCGAAAUCGGGAUAUAGAACAGACAAGUGGGCAGGCAGCUAAUGGUGAUGGAAGGAAGGUAUGGCUAUCCUCUAAACACUUCUUCGGGACAAUCUGGUGCGAGAGAAGAAACAAGUGGGAAUGGGACCGUGCUCCCGAAGGGGGCUACACGACGGCACCGCCUGUCCAAGGCCAAGCUGCCUUGAAUAGAUAUCAACCAAUUGAGGAUGGUCGUGUGAGGACAGAAGGAAUAAGUUCAUUGCCCUUUUCACCUCGCAUCCUGCUGCCGUUC